AUGCAGACCUCUUACAUCUUCACCACCCUCCUCGCCGCCGCCGGCCUUGUCGCCGCCCUUCCCCAGGCCACCCCCACCGCCUCGGCCACCGCCUCCGCGACUCCCACCUGCUCUCAGGGCCCCGUCGUCGACUACACCGUCGUCUCCGGCGACACCCUCACCAUCAUCUCCCAGAAGCUGAGCUCCGGCAUCUGCGACAUCUCCAAGCUCAACAGCCUGGCCAACCCCAACCUGAUCAACAUCGGCCAGGUCCUCAAGGUCCCUACCCACAUCUGCAACCCCGACAACACCUCCUGCCUGGCCAAGGACGGCACCGGCACCUGCGUCGAGGGCGGCUCCCCCACCUACACCAUCAAGUCCGGCGACACCUUCUUCAUCGUCGCCCAGAGCUUCGGCCUCGACGUCAACGCCCUCCUCGCCGCCAACGAGGGCGUCGACCCUCUCCUCCUCGAGGUCGGCCAGGUCAUCAACGUCCCCGUCUGCUAA
Colletotrichum karsti is the source of this 486-nucleotide messenger RNA. RefSeq names its product intracellular hyphae protein 1. The record is from RefSeq and is a predicted model, not a curated record. Lineage: Eukaryota; Fungi; Ascomycota; Sordariomycetes; Glomerellales; Glomerellaceae. The coding region runs from base 1 to 486 and encodes 161 amino acids. The transcript has 2 exons.